This is a messenger RNA of Gossypium raimondii (Peruvian cotton), 1371 nucleotides long. RefSeq names its product probable calcium-binding protein CML18. The record is from RefSeq and is a predicted model, not a curated record. The coding region runs from base 193 to 687 and encodes 164 amino acids. The transcript is spliced from 2 exons. Lineage: Eukaryota; Viridiplantae; Streptophyta; Magnoliopsida; Malvales; Malvaceae. Gene Ontology annotation, molecular function: calcium ion binding; enzyme regulator activity.
UUAGUUUUAUUAUGAUCCGGUAUUUGGGUUAGUCACCGGUGAGCAAAGUAAAAGCAGAUCCAUCAAAAAUGGAGGAACAACAUUAAUAUCGAUUUUCAAAAACCAAUCUUCAAUUCUCUUACAACACUCUUUCAUGUUCUUCCACCUAGUUUGACUUUCUUUGUUCUUGUUUUCUUUUAAGGUUUUUAGAACAUGAGCGACAAGGAAGAACCAACCAAGCUAAACGACGAACAAAUCGGUGAACUACGUGAAAUCUUCCGUUCAUUUGAUCGAAACAACGACGGUAGUUUAACUCAACUCGAACUCGGUUCACUCUUACGAUCUUUGGGUCUAAACCCGAGUUCCGAUCAAGUUGAAGCGUUAAUACACAAAGCCGAUACGAACAAUAAUGGGUUAGUUGAAUUCUCGGAGUUUGUUUCACUGAUGGCGCCGGAACUGUUAUCGGAGAAAUCGCCUUACAGUGAAGAACAAUUGAAACAAUUGUUUAAGAUGUUCGAUAGGGAUGGUAAUGGAUAUAUCACCGCCGCUGAGUUGGCUCAUUCGAUGGCGAAGUUGGGACAUGCGUUGACGGCGGAGGAAUUGACGGGGAUGAUUAAGGAAGCCGAUACCGAUGGGGAUGGGAUGAUUAGCUUUGAAGAAUUCUCGAAUGCGAUUACUUCAGCUGCUUUUGAUAAUUCUUGGGGUUGAUUGAUGGUGAAAAAAAUAUAGAGUUAUUUUUGUUAUGUUCGGCUUCGUUUUAUGGUUUUUUUUUUUUUUUGGUUAUUUUGUGUAGUUUAAUAAUGGAGAAUUUUUAAUUUUAUUUUUGGUGUUUAUUAUAGUGUUUUUUCAGAUAAUAGAUGAACUUGUAUGCAUGAUAAUCAUAGAUCUUGCAUAGUAGUAUCGGUUUGUUGGAUUAAGAUCUCCGGAGGCAUCUCCUGUUAUACGAUUUACGGCUUGUGCAUGGUGAUGUCGAUUGAGCUGCUCUGGAUCUGUGUGUUUCGAAUGCUGAUGUCCUCUCAAAGGCUUAGGAUUUACAGUAUUCGGUGGCCCCGACGUGCUCUACGGUGUCAAUGGUGAUCCUCGUUAGUAGACUUGUACGUCGAGAGUACGACAGCUUCACCGAGAUUGUGGUCCCCGUUUGCAUACGGUGACAGAUUGGAAGUGGUGAGACUAAGGUUUGUCUCCUCUCGUGUUGGGUUUGGUCAUUUCAACUCUUGUACUUCAUGUUUUAUUUUCUAGACUUUUGGACCCUUGUAAUCUUUGGAUGUCGAUACUCAUAUCCUUUUUUCUUUUUUAUUUGUGCUUUACCCCUUACGAGUUGGAUGAUCCUUAAGUAAUGUUUUGAAUGCAUAUAGGGUAAAGUAUGAUGUUAGUGGUUGUAUUUGUAUAGAA